Messenger RNA from Aphanomyces invadans, 2516 nucleotides. Its product is annotated as STE/STE7/MEK1 protein kinase, variant. The record is from RefSeq and is a predicted model, not a curated record. Gene Ontology annotation, biological process: protein phosphorylation; MAPK cascade. The coding region runs from base 393 to 1064 and encodes 223 amino acids. NCBI's taxonomy places the organism in Eukaryota, Oomycota, Saprolegniomycetes, Saprolegniales, Verrucalvaceae. The transcript has 7 exons. Gene Ontology annotation, molecular function: MAP kinase kinase activity; ATP binding.
GCAAGAUCAUGGUCUUGAGCAAUCUUUGCAUCUGAAACGUCGCUACCGCAACGACGCUUCCAUGAACAACUCGUACAUCGCUGGCGCUGACGCGUACGUCAAGGGAAACUUUGCCAUCACGUCUACGGGCGUCGUGAUGAAGGGCACAGGUCGCGCGUUCACGGUGAACCCGUCCGAGCUCGACUAUGGCGAGAUCAUCGGGCUGGGCGCGAGCGGCAAAGUCAUCAAGUCUCGACACCGCCCAUCCGACACGAUCCUUGCAUUGAAGUUAAUCAACAUGAACGACAAAGGGAAGCGCGAGCAGCUCAUGCGAGAAAUCCACGCCCUGUUUGACUCGGAGGUGCGGCAGCAUUGUUCUCGUGAAGUUGACGUUUGCUAUUCUCGGCCAGAGCAUGUGCCUCGUCACGUUCUACGGUGCGUUCCUAAAGGACAGCGCGGUGGCACUUGCCCUCGAGUACAUGGACGGCGGGUCGCUCGAGAACGUCUUCCACCAACUCGGUGUCCUUCCCGAACAAGUGCUCGCGAAUAUCACGUACCAAAUCCUGUGCGGUCUGAGCUACCUCAAAUCCAAAAAACGCGUCCAUCGGGACAUCAAGCCGUCGAAUAUCUUGCUCAACAGCAAAGGCGAAGUCAAACUCACCGACUUUGGCAUUGCCACCGAGCUCCACAACUCGAUCGCUAUGUGCGGCUCGUUCGUCGGUACAUUUAAGUACAUGUCGCCCGAGCGCAUGCAGCACCAGCCGUACAGCUACUCUUCCGACGUGUGGAGCCUCGGCCUCGUCCUCAUCGAGAGCGCGACGGGCCAAUUUCCCUACCAGCAACCCAAGACAACCAUCGACAUGAUCCAAAGCGUUUUGGAGUCGCCACCGCCCGCGCUCUCUCCAGAGGCCUUCCCUGCUGACUUUUGCGAGUUUGUCCGCCACUGUCUCCAUCGAUCGCCGACGGACCGUGCGUCCGUCGACGAUCUGCUCCAGGCCCCAUGGUUUACUCGCUGCGGCGCUGUCGAUUUGGAGUCGGCGCGGCGAAACAUUCUCGCGUGGAUUUCGGACGAAUGCCGGUCGUAGCACCCUGUAGUAUAAUUUAACCUUCGUCGUGGUGGUCCAUCUACGAGGCGCCGAGCGCGGCGUGGGCCAGCGCGAUGUAGUACGCAACUUCACCUUCGCCACACGACGGCGGCAAGUGCAUUUCCAUCGCAUGCACCUGGUGUGCGAGGUCGGGCAACGACGCUUGUCCGAACAGACCAACUAAACACGGCAGAAUCACGUCCGCCGACAAGGUCGACGCAGGAACGUGCAAUGCUUCGCCCACUUCCACGUGAAGCAGCCUGAUCGCUGCCAUGUACGCCGCUGCAAUCGCUUGUGGCAUGAACGUCGGCAUCGCCUCGAGGGCUGCUCGAGUUUGGGGCAACACGACUGGUUGUUGAAUAUGCACUUCCGACAGAUCGUGGACGGCCAGCUCGUACAUGCGCGGCUUGAUCGCGUCAUACUUUCGCGCAGCCAACGCGACAACGGUCGCGGCGUCGCGGCAAUAUGCGGCGGCCAGCCGCACGUGGACCAUUUGGCGGACGAGGCAGUCGAGGGUAGAACGACGGCACGGAGGAAGGACGCCGUGUUCGUGGCUCAAGUAGGCUGCGAUGUCAAAGACAAGGCCAUGCAAGGGCGGCAUCGUGGCCGGGCGAUCGGCCGUGUGCGCUGUGACUGCUGUGUGGCGAAGGCGCUGGCCAACAUCGGACUUGUCAAACCCCGUUUCGAGCAGAAACAGCUCAAAGGACAAGUACGCCAUGGAUGGCGUGUGGUCGUUGGGCGGAAGCACGUCUUGGAGGGGUAGCUGUAGCACAGAGUACCAACGAGACAAGGUUCGAGGUGCGUAGGUCGGGGUCAUGUCGUCAUGGAAUGGCAACGCGGCAUGGAGUUGCGGCGUCGAUUUCACGCAGUCGUCGGCAGAGCGCCGGCGAAAUGUGGCAGCGGACGCGAGCUCGGUCUUGGCAUGGGCCAAGAUAGCCGCGAGCCACUUGACCUGAAUCACGAGUGUUCGAAACAAGACAUCUCGACGUAGGUGCUGACGCCACAGAUGUGGAGCGGGCGCGGUCGACACCACUGUCAUCGCUCGUUCAUGCAUUGCAACUUCGACGUGCAGCUUGAUGCGAACGAGGGAAUGGGUACAUGACAAGUGGCUGUCCCUGCGAGGAUGCUUCCACAAUCGGGUCGCUGGAACCUUGAAUGAAGCUGAUUUGAGCACCCAGUCGAGCCGAGUCCACGCCUGUUUCAGCGCGGCGCGCUCAUAGGCGAGGCGAGCUGCCAACUUGUCAGCGUCUCGACCUGGUGACGGCUUUGCAUGGCGCGGAGAUGUCAAGAUCUUUGCCAGCGGCCACAGCAGCAUGAAUCGGCGAAUGCACACAGCUGCGCCACGGGAGACAUGUAAAGAAGUGCACCAACGGCAGCUUGCGCGUCCCAGACGUGCAUCAUUGGCUCCAUUGCGAUAAGAACGUCCCAUGCAACGUCCCCCCAAAAAACCGC